This is a messenger RNA of Lolium rigidum, 1557 nucleotides long. RefSeq names its product putative B3 domain-containing protein Os03g0621600. The coding region runs from base 1 to 1557 and encodes 518 amino acids. The transcript is spliced from 9 exons. The record is from RefSeq and is a predicted model, not a curated record. Gene Ontology annotation, molecular function: DNA binding. NCBI's taxonomy places the organism in Eukaryota, Viridiplantae, Streptophyta, Magnoliopsida, Poales, Poaceae.
AUGCCGGAGAAUCGCCCGCCGGUGGGUUGGUCGGUAGAGGGUGCGCUUGACGGGGGCGACAGCCAUGCUGGGGCGCUGGGCACGCCGUGCGCGCUCGAUGAGGUCGACAUGCCUGAGAAUCGGCCGCCGGCGCCCGGCGGGAUGGCCGGUGUGCUAAAAAGGAUGUGCACGUCUUGCAAAACUUGCAAACUGCGGGAUGAGAAUAUGUACAGGAAUUUUGAUGAUGAAAAGAAGCACUACUUGGUGCUUAUGAUGGGUGAUUUCAGAGAUGCGAUGAUAAUCCCAGAAGAACUUCUCCGGCGUUUCAAAGGCGAGUUCCCAGGAGAGAUCAAGCUAGAAACCCAAAAGGGUGACAUUCACACUAUUGCGGUUGCCAAGAACCAAGAAAAGCAUGUCCUUACACUGGGUUGGAGUCGGUUCGUUGAAAUCUAUGAUCUACACAUGGGUGAUUCCUUAAUAUUAAAAUACAAUGGAAACUCUCAGUUUGAUGUCAUAAUAUUUGAUAACCUUGGUCGAGAGAAAGCAUUGUCGGUUGUUCUGGAUCCUUUUAUGAAUCAGGUUCAAGACAGGCGCAGCGGCACACAUGAAAUUGGGUCUGCUAGAAACAUGGAUGCACCUUGUGGAAGAUGCAAAAGCUAUCUCGAAUUUUACUACAUGAACUUGGAUGAUGAAAAAAAAUAUUUGUCAAUGCUUAUGAUGGGUGAUUUUCAAAAUGAGAUGAUCAUCCCAGAAGAAUUUGUUAAGCGUUUCAAGGGCGAGAUCCCAGGAAAGAUCACACUUGAAACAAAAAAUCACUGCAGUUACAUAAUUGGAGUAACCAAGCAACAAGAAAAGCUUGUCCUUACAGCGGGAUGGGGGAAUUUCGUUGAAACCUUUGCUCUGCAGAUGGGUGACACAAUAGUAUUCAGAUACAAUGGAAACUCCAAGUUUAGUGUCAUAAUCUUUGAUAAUCUUGGUUGUGAGAAUGCAUUAUCAGUUGUUGUUGAUCCUUUUGUGGCUCCUGCGCAAGAAAGGUACACAAAGCCCAUGGAAAGACAGACACCUACUAGCAGAGUGAACGGGCCGCUGAUGGAGUUGAUGGAGUCACCACCAACGAAAAGACAGCGGCGCCUGCAAACGGACAAGUCAUGUCAAGGAAACAUGGCUGCAAUAAAUAAUUUCUCCUCUGAAUCAUCUGAAGAAUGUUUCUCCUCCGAAGAUGGCCAUGGAGCACCGGAUGUGUCUGAUUCCAAUUGGACUGUCGGAAAGAAGAGCUGGCUAUCUUCUUUUCAAAAGGAGCAGUUGAAUGAUGGUUACGUUACCACACACUUUCCCAGCCACUAUGUUAAGAAAUAUCUUGGCGGGGAUCCAAACAUGUAUCUUAAGGUGCUUGAUCAGAAAUAUGCAGUGCGGUUUGGUGAGACCUCCCAAGAUAAUAGGCUGAGAAGUGGAUGGAAAAAGUUUGUAGAAGAGAACAAUCUGAGGAUGGGUGAUAUCUGCCUCUUUGAGCUGCUGAGCAACCAGGGGAUAAGAACCAUGGAGUUAAUCACUGCCGCGCUGCUGAUGGUGUUAGCCUGA